This is a messenger RNA of Tachysurus fulvidraco (yellow catfish), 2797 nucleotides long. RefSeq names its product plectin-like. The transcript is spliced from 14 exons. Gene Ontology annotation, biological process: spermatogenesis. The record is from RefSeq and is a predicted model, not a curated record. NCBI's taxonomy places the organism in Eukaryota, Metazoa, Chordata, Actinopteri, Siluriformes, Bagridae. Bases 971 to 2452 code for a protein of 493 amino acids.
GUUUCUCUCUCUCUCCAUCCUUCCCUCCUUCAAUUAAUCCUUUCUUUCUUUAUUUAAUUUUUCCUCCUUCCUUCAUCCUGCCUGAAUGGAGAGAACAGAGAGAUACGGCGGCCAUGAUGAAUCCACUACCCACAAUUCCCUGCACCUGUCUUAGUGGCCUGAAUGAGAAGAUAUAGUUGUGUGUGUGAUGACUUUGCACUUAUCACACACACACACACACACACACACACACACACACACACACACACACACACACACACACACACACUGAAUCUCUGCAGUCUAACUGUCGCUACACUCCGAUAUCUCACAGCGAGCUCAUGAUAAAGGCCUUGUUUUUUUCCCCUGCCAUCAAUACUGGAUGCGUUUGACAGUCGCUCGAUUUGUUUGUUGGCUGGUUUCAUAUCACACUCAUUCCCUCUCUUCUCUCUGUUCUCUUUACGGAGCGACUGCACGUCAGGUGGGAUUCUCUCUGUCAGCGUUUGAAGCGGGCGGAGACGCACACGGGAGACGCGAACGCAGCCAUUGAUUUUUAAAAAUACCUCCUUCUCCGUUCCUGUCCGUAAUUCUCCCCCGAUCUGAAAGUUACGGAGUGACGGAAGCCGGUCGCGCUGCGACUCGUCGAGCUGUUCGUGACACUCGAAUCUCUCGCCGGGUAAAUAAUCAACAAAGUCUGCAUCCUGUCACCAGCUGAAAACAGACCCUGACGAGUACAGAUUAGAAACCUGGUCCAGAUUUACUUUAUUCUGCACCGGAUCACUUCACUCUGAAUCCUGGAUCAUCAGCGGAGAGAAUAGUCAGACGGCGUCAUCGUUAUCGUUUCUAUAGCGACAACUCAUUCACACUUAAGACACACAGGAAGCGUCUGCGUGAGACCAAGCAGCAGCUGUCAGAGCUGAAAAAGGAGUGUGAAGAGAAACAGAAACAAGUGGAGAAGCUGCAAGCAGGAGCCACAAAGCAUGAAGUGCUGAUGAAGGAGAAGGCUGAGGAGCUUCAGAGAGCAAUCUCAGAGAAGAGAAACCUGGAGCUGGAGCUCGCCGUAAUCACCGAGAGACACAGAACGGCUCAACACGAGGCGUCCAGCCGAGAUCAGGCGAUUCUGCAGCUGAGGGCGGAGCUUCAAGUCACGGUGGAGAAAAACCAGGGGGUGCAGGAGGAGCUGGGGCUGCAGGAGGCUGAGGUCAGCAGGCUUAAUGAGAAGGUGAGGAAGCAGCAGGCCCACUUACAGGAGCUGAGAGAGAUGUGUCGCCACGGAAACGCCCGGAUGGACCACGAACAGCACAAAACACAACAGCUCCAGAGUCAGAUACAUCUCGCUCAGCAACAGCUGAAGCGACAGGCCGAGCACGCGGAGCGUCUUCAGGGAGAACUGACCGCAUCACGGCUCGACCGCGCCGCCGACGCCGAGCGCUGGACUCAAAGGAACCUUCUCCUGCACAGAGAGGUCCAGCAGCUCCAGGAGCAGAACCUCCAGCACACUCAGAACCUCAGAGAACACGGCGAGAAACUCGCAGAGGCCGAGCGCACGCGGCUCCUCGCCCAGACGAAGGUGACGGAGUACGAGGAGAUCCUGAAGAAGCGUGACACGGAGAUUAGACUUCUGAACCGGCAGCUGGAGGAGAUCCAGGACCAAGUGCAGAAGAGCAGGAACUCGUCCCAGAGUCAACGUUCUGCUCUGGAGAUCUUCAAACAGAAAUACACCAGUGCCAUGGAGAAGGUCCUUCAGCUGCAGGUACAGAUCCAGAGGACGGAGGAAGAGGCGGAGCUUUCUCAGAAACAGACGCUAGAGGCCCAAGCGGCUGAAAUGUCGAGUCUGGAGUCUCGCUACAUACACAAAGCGAAGGAGAAGGAGGAGGCCAUGGAGCUUCUCACGGACGAGCUUCAAGCAGCUCUGGAGGGCUUGAAGAGCCACGAGGAGAGAAACCUGCAGCGUGAGGAGGAGAUGGAGGAGUUACAGCUCAGGAUGGAGCACCAGCACAAACAGGUCCAGAAGGAAGUGGCCGAGCUGCAGAACACGUGUCUGACUCUCCGAACCAGAAACGAAGAACUGCAGAAGGUCCAUGACAAGCUGUGGAAAGUGACCGAGGAGAAGAACCAGAAGGAAAAGGAGAACCAGGUCAUGAGAUAUGAGCUCAAGCAACUGGGUCUUCAACUUCAGCAGCUUCUCUCUAUUUUCACAGAGACAGCUGAUGCUGUACUGGAGCGGGAAGACGGCGCUGUUUUCAUACCAUCAUUGCUCAGGAACACAGAAGAGCAGCUGAAUGACAAUCCUGAAGCGAAAGAGGACAUCCCUCAAUUCACCUGGAUACAGGGGACUGUAGAGCAGCUCCGGGUCCAGCUCCAGCUUUUACUGGGAUCUGUGAGGAAAGCUGGAGAAGAUGCAGCGCUGCAGCGGAGACUCGUCUGUGUGGCGGCGGGAGAGAGGGACGAGGCCAGAGAGCAGGGCCGCUAACGAGAGUCUGGCUGCACGGAUCAAACAGCAGAACAAGCUUUUGACCAGCAUCAGUCUGGAGAGAGAGUGCGAACUCAAGGGCCGAGUGGACGAGCACCUGAGCGAAAUCAACCACAUCCGGUCGAGACUGAGGUCCAACAUGCGGUCUGUUAUGCUGCUGAAUCAACAGUUGAGCAGCAUGAGCGAGGAGAACAUGAGGAACAAGAAGCUACUGGAGAAGGAGCAGAAAAGGCGUUCACAUCUGGAGCAGUUUCUGGGACUGAGCGUCCAUCAGAGCUCGGUUCCUCUCUUUCCUUCUCCAUCCCUCCGGCCCUCAGACCCGGAGCUCGACCGGAUGGAGAAACC